AUGGAUUCAGUUCCCACCAAAGCCAGCAAUGGUGGAGGGAGAAACAUGGGUGUUGAAUAUGUUCUUAAAGUGUUUAUGGGUUUGAUAUUUGUUGGUUAUAUGAUGAUUUGGGUUGUGAUGCCUACUAAACUUUGGAUGCCAAACUGGUGGGUGAAAAUUAGUGCCCAUACCCUCUCUACCAACUUUGGAUUUCAAGGACCUACUCUCUUAAUCUUCACUUUCCCAAUCCUGCUAUUAGCGGUAUUGGGUUGCAUAUAUCUCCAUUUAAGGGAGAAGCAUCUCAAAGAGACAUUCAAAAGGGGUGAGAAGCAGAGAUUGGAAGCAUGGUCUCGUCCUGUAAUUGUGAAGGGUCCCCUGGGGAUCGUCUCAGCCAUGGAGCUUGCCUGUCUCUUGAUGUUUGUGGCUCUCCUCGUCUACUCCUUCUCCACCUACUUGAGCAUCAGUUUCUCAAAGCUAAAACCAGGCCAAAACCCCAUGUGGCAAGCGAAGCUGAGCAGCGUGGCGCUGAGGUUUGGUUUGGUUGGGAAUGUGUGUGCGGCGUUUCUCUUCAUCCCUGUGGCGAGAGGUUCAGUGUUGUUGCAGGUUCUGGGUAUCGGUAAUGAGGCAGGAGUGAAGUAUCACAUUUGGUUGGGACACAUAACCAUGACUUUGUUCACGGCACAUGGUCUUUCCUAUUCUAUCCUUUUUGCUGCAGGACACAAGUUAGAGCUUUUGGGGGACUGGGAAAAGACUGGCGUGUCGAUUGUGGCCGGAGUGGUUGCUCUUUCGGCCGGAAUAGUUAUGUGGGUCACUACUUUAAAGCAGAUAAGAGAGAGGAUGUUUGAGCUAUUCUAUUAUGCUCACCAUCUCUACUUUGUCUUCAUCCUCUUUUAUGUUCUUCACGUUGGUGCCUUCUUCUUCACCAUGAUUCUCCCUGGAGUCUACCUCUUCCUCAUCGAUCGCUUCCUUCGAUUCCUUCAAUCUCGCAGAAAGGUCAGGCUCAUUUCUUCCCGGAUUUUACCUUGCGAAACCGUGGAGCUCACCUUCACUAAGCAGCCGGGUCUGAAGUAUAAUCCCUUGAGCAUGGUGUUUGUGAACGUGCCUAGCAUCUCCAGUUUGCAAUGGCACCCCUUCACUGUGACUUCCAACUCAAAGAUGGAGGUCGAUAAGCUCAGUGUUGUCGUAAAGAGCGAAGGAAGUUGGUCUCGUCGCCUCUUCGACACGGUCUCCAUGGCCCCUGCCCUUGAGCACCUUGAUGUGCACAUUGAAGGUCCCUAUGGGCCUUCCUCUUGCCACUUCUUAAGGCACGAUGCACUGGUCCUGAUCAGUGGAGGGAGUGGCAUAACGCCAUUCAUGUCGGUGGUGCGCGAGCUGGUUGUGAUGUCAGGCACUCUGGGUUCCCCUGUACCCAGCAUCCUCAUGAUUUGUGCCUUCAGGAAUUCAGAUGGCCUCUCCAUGCUUGACGUCCUCCUCCCUCCGUCGAGCCCGAGCAUCUCCGGCCUUGAUUUACGCAUCGAGGCUUUUAUAACCCGAGGAAAACCAGAGUCAGAAGGAAAUGACAGGAAAGACAAGCUCCUUAGAGCUGUGUGGUUCAAACCAAGCCGGAGUGAGGCCCCUGUUUCGGCAAUCCUGGGUCCUACUAAGAGUUGGUUAUGGAUGGGGGCUAUCAUAUCUUCAUCUUUUGUAAUGUUUUUGCUUCUUCUUGGCAUAACCGAGCGCUAUUAUGUCUACCCAAUUGACCACAACACCGGCGAUGUGUAUCCGACAGGGGCUCAUGCGAUGCUUAAUGUGUUGUUUGUGUGUGUGAGCAUAGCUACCAUGGCCACGCUUGCGGUCAUGUGGAAUAGAAGGCAUAGUCCCAUGGAGAUGAAACAAAUUCAGAACUUGGAGUUGCCGACACCGACGACGUCCCCGAGUGCCUGGUCGUACAAUGCAGACCGCGAGCUCGAGAGUCUCCCGCAACAGUCGCUCUUACAGGCCACAAAUAUCCAUAUCGGUGCUAGGCCCGAUCUCACAAAGAUGUUGGAGUCAUAUGGAGAGGCGAGCGAUGGAUCAAGUAUUGGAGUGAUGGUAUGCGGCCCAGAUUCAAUGCGUGAUGAAGCAGCAGCAUUUUGUUCAUCUGCCUUGGCCUACAAUUUCCACUUUGAGUCCCUCAACUUCACCUUCUAA
Molecule: messenger RNA, 2148 nt
Organism: Amborella trichopoda
Lineage: Eukaryota; Viridiplantae; Streptophyta; Magnoliopsida; Amborellales; Amborellaceae
Product: ferric reduction oxidase 2
Cellular component (GO): plasma membrane
Molecular function (GO): ferric-chelate reductase activity
Source: RefSeq, a predicted model, not a curated record